This is a messenger RNA of Spinacia oleracea (spinach), 669 nucleotides long. Its product is annotated as protein FAR1-RELATED SEQUENCE 5-like. The transcript is spliced from 2 exons. NCBI's taxonomy places the organism in Eukaryota, Viridiplantae, Streptophyta, Magnoliopsida, Caryophyllales, Amaranthaceae. The coding region runs from base 21 to 632 and encodes 203 amino acids. The record is from RefSeq and is a predicted model, not a curated record.
UUGCUGAUAUUCUUAGAGCUAUGAGGAAAGAAGUUGGUGGUGAGGCGAAUUUAGGCUUCAUUGUUCCCGACGCGUAUGAUGCUGUUUUGGAAGAGAAGAAGAAAAAUUUGGAUGGUUGUGAUUCAAAUCAGUUGAUCAGAUGGUUCGCUAUGAGGCAAGCUAAAGAACAUGAUUUUUAUUAUGAUUUUCAAUUGAAUGAAGAGAAUCAGUUGAUCAAUUUUUUUUGGAGAGAUGGAAGAAUGCGGUCUGAUUAUGAAGCUUUUGGUGAUUUAUUGAUUCAUGAUACAACUUAUCGUACUAAUAAAUACGAUAUGAUUUGUGGGCCUUUUGUUGGAAUGAAUCUUCACACUCAAAAUAUCAUGUUUGGAGUGGGUUUUAUAUUGAAUGAGAAGGCAGGUACUUUUGACUGGCUUUUUAAUUCUUUUUUGACUUCAAUGGGAGGGAAGCAACCUGUGACUAUCAUGACUGAUCAAUCUUCUGCCAUGGACAAGGCUAUAAGGGAAGUGUUUCCAAAAUCGAGGCAUCGGUUGUGUACAUGGCACAUUAGGGAAAAUGUUGUUGUAAACAUCAAAGGUGUUAUGGCCAAAGAAGGAUUCAAACGUCAGUUUUUAUUAUGUUUUGAAAUAUACUGACACAGUUGCUGAGUUCAAGCAUUAUUGGAAUAGGUAA